CCCACUUUUAUUUUUCAUCACAGAUUUUUUCAACAGCACAUGGUCUCUAGGCAGGGCCCGGGGUGGGGGUUUGAUAACCACCACAACCCCUCAGGGGAGUGGCUAGGCCAGAGCUUCCGCCCGGCCUACGUCCCGUGAGCCCAAGGAGGCGCUGGCCGUGGUGCUCGCCCGAGGCCUUGGCGGUGACUCCACAGCGCCUCUCCGCGGCUUGGCGCGAUUUUCUUCAUCCGUUCCUUCCCCUUCCAGUGGCUGAAUGGUUCGUUCUUCACGGCCUCCUCCCCGCCGUCCUCCUGAUUGUUGGUUCGCUCCUCCCCGCGUUGUUGAUGCGGAACUGGCCGGGCUUGCUUGAGGCUGAGCGGAGUUGCGUGAACGAGGGGAGGACGCGGCCUCCUUUUGACAGAUUGGUGACACAUUUUCUUCUUUAGGACAGUAAUCAGAAGCCGGUUGGACCAAUGAAUGAGAAAUGCACUGAGAUGACAUAGUGAAGGAAGCGAGACCAUGGUGCAGAAGAAGAGAAGCUGUUCGCGUUUACUUGAUUACCUUGUAAUUAUUGGAGCCAGGCAACCAAGCAGUGAUAGUGUGGCACAAACGCCUGAAUUACUGCGCCGGUACCCUCUUGAAGACCAUACUGAUUUCCCACUUCCUCCUGAUGUAGUGUUCUUCUGUCAGCCAGAGGGAUGUUUAAGUGUCCGACAGAAACGCAUGAGCUUGCGAGAUGAUACUUCCUUUGUCUUCGCUCUGACAGAUAAAGAUACAGGAAUCACCCGCUAUGGCAUAUGUGUCAAUUUCUACCGCUCCUUCCAGAAGCGUGUGUCCAAGGAAAAGGGAGAAGGCAGUGGUGGACACCGUGUCCGAGAUGGGCAGAAAGCACCUAAAUCUGGAGAUAUGUCUUUUACCCAAGAAGAGAAGGGUAAUGAGAGUUCAGAGAGUGGCAGUUCCCUGCAGCCACCAAACACAGAGUCUGCCCAAGAUGUAAAUCGAUCACCACGGAGUAAACAUUCAGCAAAAUGCACCCACCGCUCUCGUAACAGCACCCUGACCUCACUGUGCAUCAUUAGCCACUAUCCUUUUUUCUCUACCUUCCGUGAAUGUUUGUAUACCCUGAAGAGGCUGGUGGAUUGCUGCAGUGAGAGACUCUUGGGGAAGAAACUGGCGAUCCCUCGAGGUGUACAGAGGGACACAAUGUGGCGGAUUUUCACAGGCUCCCUUCUGGUGGAAGAGAAAUCCAGUGCAUUGCUACAUGAUUUACGUGAAAUUGAGGCCUGGAUUUACCGAUUACUUCGCUCCCCUGUGCCUGUUGCUGGCCAGAAGCGUGUGGAUGUGGAGGUUUUACCACAUGAAUUGCAACCAGCCUUGACAUUUGCCCUUCCUGACCCAUCCCGCUUCUCUCUGGUGGAUUUCCCUUUGCAUCUGCCCUUGGAGCUGUUGGGUGUGGAUGCAUGUUUGCAGGUGCUGUCCUGUAUUCUCCUGGAACACAAGGUGGUGUUGCAGUCCCGGGACUAUAAUGCUCUCUCCAUGUCUGUGAUGGCAUUUGUGGCCAUGAUCUAUCCACUGGAGUACAUGUUCCCAGUGAUUCCUCUCCUUCCUACCUGCAUGGCUUCUGCAGAACAGCUACUUCUGGCCCCAACACCCUAUAUCAUUGGAGUUCCAGCUAGUUUUUUUCUUUAUAAACUAGACUUUAAAAUGCCAGAUGAUGUAUGGCUAGUUGAUUUGGACACCAAUAAGGUGAUUGUUCCUACAAAUGCUGAACUACUGCCAGCUUUGCCAGAACCUGAAGCAUCAGAAUUGAAGAAGCACCUGAAACAGUGUCUGGUUAGCAUGACUGCAAUCACUCAGCAACAGCUGCUCACGCCUGACAAAAAGGCUCUGGCCAGCAUGAGUUUGAAUACCCAGCCUAUUCUUAACCUAGAGAAGUUUCAUGAAAGUCAGGAGAUGCCACUACUUAUGGGAAGGCCUCAGAAUGACCUGCAGUCCACACCGUCUACAGAAUUCAACCCCCUGAUCUAUGGCAAUGAUGUAGAUUCAGUUGAUGUGGCCACUAGGGUUGCCAUGGUGAGAUUCUUCAAUUCACCAAAUGUUCUGCAAGGAUUCCAGAUGCAUACCCGUACACUUCGCCUCUUUCCCCGGCCAGUGGUUGCAUUUCAGGCCAAUUCUUUCCUUGCCUCUCGACCAAAGCAGACAGCCUUUGCAGAAAAAUUGUCCAAGACCCAGGCAGUGGAAUAUUUUGGAGAAUGGUCACUCAAUCCCACAAAUUAUGCUUUCCAGAGAAUUCACAACAACAUGUUUGACCCAGCUCUGAUUGGUGACAAGCCAAAGUGGUAUGCUCAUCAACUGCAACCAAUUCAUUACCGUGUCUAUGACAGCAAUUCUCAGCUGGCUGAAGCACUGAGUGUCCCAGUAGAGAGAGAAACAGAUUCUGAUCCUACUGAUGAUAGUGGCAGUGACAGUGUGGACUAUGAUGACUCCAGUUCUUCAUAUUCAUCCCUCGGUGACUUUGUUAGUGAAAUGAUGAAAUGUGACAUCAAUGGUGAUACUCCAAAUGUGGAUCCACUAACUCAUGCAGCUUUGGGUGAUGCUAGUGAAGUGGAAUUUGAUGACAUCCAGGGGUAUUCGGGUGAUAUGGAUGAACAGGCCCUGGACAGUGAGAAUUCCCAAGACAACAACCAGCCUCGAUCAAGUUCAAGCACUACAGCUAGUAGUAGCCCCAGCACUGUCAUCCAUGGGGUGAAUCAUGAAUCAGCUGACUCAGCAGAGAUGGAAGAGAAGAUGGUAGCUGGAUUUUCAAAUCACCUGCCCGCUUUGCCUUUACAACCAAACUUUCCAAAGAUGAGUUUGGAUCGUCGUGAAUGUGAGAGUCCUUCAAACAGUUUGAACUGCAGUGAAGGAAUGAUGAAGAAGCGAGAGUAUGAUAACCCAUACUUUGAACCGCAGUAUGGGUUUCCAGCAGAGGAAGAGGAGGAUGAACAGGAAGAAAGUUAUACACCAAAGUUCAAUCAGAACCUCAGUGGCAGCCGGCCCUCGAAGCCCCUGCGUCCCAACAGUCUAAAGCUUGGAAAUGACUCUGAUGUGGAAUCGGAUUCCCAUGCAAGUUCCCCAAAUUCUACGAUCUCUAACAACAGCAGUGAAGGUUUUGGGGGCAUUAUGUCAUUUGCCAGUAGCCUAUACAAGAACCACAGCACAAGCUUUAGUCUGUCUAAUUUAGCACUUCCAACCAAAGCUGGGAGAGACAAAAACACUCCAUUUCCCAGCCUGAAAGAUUACUUUAAUCUGGAAGUGGGAAGGGAUGUGGAUGAAGGAAACAGACGUGCACUUGUUGAUCAGAAGUCAUCUGUUAUAAAACACAGCCCAACAGUGAAAAGGGAGUCUCCUUCACCACAGGGACGAACCAGUAAUUCCAGUGAAAAUCAGCAGUUCUUGAAAGAAGUGGUACACAAUGUCUUAGAUGGGCAAGGAGUUGGUUGGUUUCACAUGAAGAGAGUCCGUCGUCUCCUAGAGAGUGAACAACUCCGUGUAUUUGUAUUAAGCAAACUUAAUCGCACCAUACAGUCAGAGGAGGAUGUGCGACAGGAUGUGGUUCAGGAUGUGGAGAUAAACCGCAAGGUCUAUAAAGGGAUGCUGGAUUUGCUGAAAUGCACUGUAUCAAGCCUUGAACAGUCAUAUGCAAAUGCAGGACUUGGGGGCAUGGCUAGUGUAUUUGGCCUGCUGGAGAUAGCUCAUACUCACUACUACAACAAAGAGCCAGAAAAAAGAAAAAGAAGCCCAACAGAUGGAGCAAUCACUCCGGUUGGCAAGGACCCUAUUUUAGCCAUGAGGGUGGAAUCGAAGCCCAAGGUGCACCUGCCAGUACCCCAGCUCAUGCCACGGGCCCCAAACCCUGCAGGGAAAGGGCCCAGGGAGUUUGACACAAGGAGUCUAAAAGAGGAAAAUUUUGUAGCUUCUAUUGAAUUGUGGAACACGCACCAGGAAGUGACAAAGCAAAAAGCUUUGGAAAAACUGAGGUCAGAAGGUAUGAAGCACUUCUUUGAUCUGGGGGAGACAGAUGAGAAGAAAUCCCAGAUCAGUGCAGACAGUGCCGUAAGCUUAACGUCUAGCUCCCAGAAGAGUGAUCUUGAUUCUGUGACAAGCGUUGGACCUGCUGUUAUGAUCCGAAGCACCAGCCAAGAUUCUGAAGUUAGCACAGUGGUGAGCAACAGCUCUGGAGAAACACUAGGAGCAGAUAGUGAUUUGAGCAGCAACGCAGGUGAUGGACUUGGAGGAGAGAGCAGUGGAAACCUUACAGGGUCACGGGGCACUGUAUCAGACAGUGAAAUUGAGACAAAUUCUGCUACUAGCUCUAUCUUUGGUAAAUCUCAUAGUUUAAAGCAGACAAUGAAAGAUAAUUUGAAGCAGACAGUGAAAGAUAAUAAAGGUAGCAGUCCUGCGAGAGCUCCAGAAGAUGCAAGCCAGCGAGUUUAUCUCUGUGAAGGGCUUCUAGGGAGGGAUAAAGGAUCUGUCUGGGACCAGUUAGAGGAUGCUGCCAUGGAAACCUUCUCUAUGAGUAAAGAGCGCUCAACAUUAUGGGACCAGAUGCAGUUCUGGGAAGAUGCUUUUCUGGAUGCUGUGAUGUUGGAGAGAGAAGGGAUGGGAAUGGACCAGGGGCCUCAAGAGAUGAUUGAUAGGUAUUUAUCUCUGGGAGAACAUGACCGAAAGCGUUUAGAGGAUGAUGAAGACCGCUUAUUGGCUACAUUGCUUCACAAUAUGAUAGCGUACAUGCUUAUGAUGAAGGUGCAAAAGAAUGAUAUUAGGAAAAAGGUGCGCCGUUUAAUGGGAAAAUCUCACAUCGGUCUGGUAUAUAGUCAAGAAAUAAAUGAAAUGCUCGACAGCCUUGCUAAUACAAAUGGCAGGGAACUCUCAAUCCGACCCAGUGGCAGUAGGCACAUCAAGAAGCAAACGUUUGUAGUACAUGCUGGGACAGAUACAACAGGGGAUAUCUUUUUCAUGGAGGUUUGUGAUGAUUGCAUUGUGCUAAGGAGCAACAUUGGCACCGUGUAUGAACGCUGGUGGUAUGAAAAGCUCAUCAAUAUGACAUAUUGUCCCAAGACAAAAGUGCUUUGUCUUUGGAGGAGGAAUGGACAAGAGACACAGCUAAAUAAGUUCUACACCAAGAAGUGCCGGGAAUUAUAUUAUUGUGUAAAAGACAGCAUGGAGCGAGCGGCUGCAAGACAGCAAAGCAUAAAACCAGGUCCUGAAUUAGGUGGGGAAUUCCCUGUGCAGGAUAUGAAAACUGGUGAAGGAGGGCUUCUUCAAGUCACACUAGAAGGAAUUAACCUGAAAUUCAUGCAUAGUCAGGAGCGGAAGGUUUUCAUAGAGCUGAAUCACAUUAAAAAGUGCAAUACAGUGCGUGGAGUCUUUGUCCUGGAAGAAUUUGUUCCUGAAACUAAAGAAGUGGUGAUCCACAAGUACAAGACACCAAUGGCUCAUGAGAUCUGCUACUCCGUGUUGUGUCUCUUCUCUUAUGUGGCUGCUGUUCGUGGGAAAGAAGCAGAAAACAAAACAAAACCACCCCGUCCAGUCUCCAGUUGAUCCACAACAUUAUCAGGAAAACGUAUUGGCAUGUGAUACUCCCAUUUCUGUUGCAGGACCUCAUAUAACAAUUCCUAAUGCAAACUUGUUUGCUUGUAUGACCCUGCAGAUCCCCUUCAUAAAAAUCAGAUGUAACUAUUCGGUCCUGUGCUAAAGCUGUUCUUCCACAGCAUUUCACAAUAUCAAUGCCCCUUCUACCAACCUAUGGCCAGAUCUUGUCAGGCAUUCAGGAUUUGCUUUCUACAAAAUUGGCUUACAUUAAUUUCAGCCCUUUUUGUUUGCAAUGAAACUGUUUAUAUUUUUUUACACUCCAGACUCUUGCUUUCAGGUUUUCUUUUAUGAGCACAGUAGCUUGGAUCAUGUAUUGCUGCUGAGGUGCUCAGUUUUUCUAUUUUUAGCUUUCUUGCUUUCCCUAAGCAUGCUGAUCAACAGGAAAUUGCUUCCGCUUGGUCCAUUUUGUCCUUGAGCUUCUCCAGUCCAUUCUUCAGAAAAAUGUUUUUCUGAGAGUGGAAGCAGAACUAUAGUGAGUCAUUGUGUCUUCUGAGAAAUGGCUGAAAUCAUGAUGCAAAGGGAUAGACAACCCUCUCAAGACUGGCAUGCACGUACUGUAUAUAAUCUUUAAAACAAGAGACUACUGUUUUGUUAACAUUCCAGUUGUUCAGUUCAGUAAUACAUAUUCAUAGUGAUAGAAACAAGUCUUCAUGGUAAGUGGUAUAGAAUAAAAUGAGGAAAGGCAAAAACAAACAAGGCCACCAGGAUGUGGUGGUUCAUUAAAACAUGCCAUGCUCAUACAAAGCAUAAUAUCCACAGCACAGUCUAAUUCUGUUGUACAUUGUCAUAAAUACAUUUGGUUAUGAAAAUGGUUGUGAGGAUGUAAAGAUUUGUCAAUAGCACUGUAUUAUCCUUGUUCCAGGUCUCUUUUUUAGUUUGCUUCUGUCAAACUGUACAUGUAUAUCAAAGAGUUUUGCAAAAACCGUGUUACUGUGCAAUGAAGCCUCCCUGUCAGGUACAGUAUCCAUUUGGCUCUUUGUUUUUAAGCUGACUGAGAAACUAGCAUUUUCAGGUGUCUUAUUUUCUACCAACUGUACUGGACCCUAAUAUAAAAUGCACCAGAAUACUUGAAGGAGAGGCUGUGCAUCAUGUAAUAAAAUUCUAAAAUAUCUAACUAUUCUCACUCAAGUUGGAAUAGCAAAUGAAUUGACAAACAUUUUUGGCAACAGGCCUUCAGAAAUAAUUCGGCUUGUUCCCCAUAACUUGGUCUGUGUGGCUGUUGAAUGAACUGCUCUAUGAAAUGGGGGGUGGGGGAAGAGAUGUAAAUAUUUCAGUACCACAUCUAUUUAUAGAAAAGUGUACAGUUGUCUGAAUGUGAAAAUAAACUAUCAUCUAACCACUA
This is a messenger RNA of Pogona vitticeps (central bearded dragon), 6955 nucleotides long. NCBI's taxonomy places the organism in Eukaryota, Metazoa, Chordata, Lepidosauria, Squamata, Agamidae. The record is from RefSeq and is a predicted model, not a curated record.